Molecule: messenger RNA, 975 nt
Organism: Blastocystis hominis
Lineage: Eukaryota; Bigyra; Opalinata; Blastocystidae
Exons: 7
Coding region: 1-975 (324 amino acids)
Biological process (GO): ubiquitin-dependent protein catabolic process
Molecular function (GO): ubiquitin protein ligase activity
Source: RefSeq, a predicted model, not a curated record
AUGGAUGUAUACGCUUUAGAAGUCAUUUUCCCUGUAAAUGAGACACUAAUUCACAGAAAUAUGGAAUUCGGUCCGUACUACGCUAUUGUAGGACCUUUAGUUGUAUCGGAUCCACAAGUCGUUUGUGAGGAUGUUAAGAAGAACUAUUCUGAGCAGAUCGUUUUGACAAUGAAAAGUGAUGACGAUAUUGGCUGUCCUUUUGAGUAUCAAGUGUGGCUUUUGGAGAACGCGGGUGCCAAAGCAGUUGUCAUUAUGGAUAAUAUCGCUCGAGAUUAUUAUCUGGACACCUUACCAACAAACGAUACCAUUGCCUCUCUUAUCAAUAUUUCUUCAGUGUAUAUAUCCAUGAAAGACGGGGAGACCCUUAUGAGCCUCGUUCAAUCGAAUGUAACAAUUGUGUCUAUUAGUGAAAUUGGUGAAUAUAAUAUAAUCACAGCAGAUGGUGGCCGUGUGGUUUUAGCCAUUUACAUAGCUCUGAUCAUUAUCUUGUAUAUCUGUUCCAAGUGUUAUUUUUCCGACAGCAACAUUGUCAAGCGAGUCAUCAGCAGGCGUCGAACUCUCUACAACAGCAUCAAAACGAUGACCAUCUCUCGCAAAGGAUCAUCGAUCCGGAGAGAUAUGUGUCACAUCAUCGGGUUUCAUCAGAAAGAGAACGGCGUUCUGGAUCUCGAGAAGGUCAUCGAGUGCAAUUCCACUUGCUCCAUUUGUCUCUGCGAGUUCCAAGUGAAGGACCGCGUCAAGCGCCUCCCUUGCGGCCAUUUGUUCCACAAAGCGUGUUUGGAUCCCUGGUUUUUGGACGUCACAAGCUCCUGUCCGGUGUGCAAACAACACAUCACGCGGCAAGGAAUGGUUCCGAAGGAGGAAGACCGCACGGACUACGAGCUUAUGAAAGCACUGCAAACGCGUAAGAAGGUCUCCAAGUUUUGGUGCUGGUUUAUCGGGAUUAAUCUGCUCAUCAUCAUCCCUUGCUUAUAG